AUGUAAAAUGAUCAAUAAUAAAACCAGAAAAAUUACCGAUCCUAACAAUUAUAUGAUUCUACAUAAAGUUCCAACCCCAAAAAAAAUAAAAUCAAAAUUCUCAAUUCGACUUCAAUGGAUGUUGAAUAAUCUUUUUAUAAUUUUUAGUUUCAUUAAGAGUCAUAGGAAGUUAGAAAAAAUGAUUAGAUGAAUUAACAAUUGCCAUAUUAGUAUCCCUAAUAAUAAAAAUAAUACGGAUAGCAAUAGAAUGAUGUAAGGAAUUCUUAAAAUGAGUUUUACUAAUAAUCGAAUAAUUUUUCUAAUUAAUAGUAGUAAUAUUUUCCGCCAUAUUAUUAGAAUUAAUAACAAUACUACUCUAAUUAAUAAUAACAAUAUCAAGGCUAAUAAAGGAUAAAUAGUUUAGAAUUUUCAUAAUAGUAAUGCUAAACUAAAUUUUAAUAAAAUACAUAAAGUAAUAGUAAUUGGUAUAAUUAAUAAAAUAGCUCUUCUAAUUUUGUAGAAAUUUCAUAAAAUAAUCCAACAACUAUUAAUUCUUAAUAAAUUUUUUAAAUCCCUCAAGUACCUAUUUAAGUUACGACCUGUCUACCAAAAUUGAAAUAAGAUGAUUAGAAUAAACACUCAUGUCAUUAGUUAAUUGACUAUUUUUUUUCGCUUGCAGACAUCGAAAUAAAAGUUACAAAUAUUGAUAGGUCAGUUUUAGCUUAUUUUGACGAAAUUAAAAAUAAUUUGGGCGAUUUAAACUUAAACAUCUAAUAUCCUACAAUAGAUUAAACGCAGUACCUUAAUGAGAAUCUUAUUUAUUAAGUUUAUGAACAGCCAGAAAACAAUAUUUCAAGAUAAGAAAAAAUGACUAUUUUACUAAGCCAAGUAAUUGAGAAAUUUUUUAUUGAAGCUGAAAAGCAAUAAGUAAAAAUUAAGAUUCACGAAUAAAAAUGUCAAUAUAAAAUAGACUCAUAAUAACAAAUGGUAGCAACUAAGUUUUAUCAAAAUUUUAAAACAUCUUGGGACAGCUAUGUUGUUUUGAUUGCAUCACUUAAAUCUGAAUUCGAAGCAAAAUAAAAAUUUAAAUUAUUAAAAAAACCAAGAAUGCAUGAAUUAUUUUGCAAAGCUCUUGAUGUAAGAGAACCAAUUAUGUUUUUGGCCUCUGACAUUAACCUAGCUUUUUUUCAAAAGAAUCAAAUAUUUUUAACAAAUGCUAUGGACAUUAAAAGAUAAGUUAAUUCAAUAAUAGUAAUAAACUAUGUAUAUGAUGUUAACUUGAAAAUUCAUGAGCUAUAGUAAAAACUUGAUGACUUUUUCUAGAAUCCCUAGAUCAUGAAGAAUGUCAAAGAGACUUUUGAUAUUGAUUGUUCUAUACCAAAGGAUGUGGAUGAGAUAGAUAGAAGCAUAAGAAAGCUGAAAGAAUAAGAAGAAUAAUUUGAAAUUAUAGUUACAAACCCAAUAUCAAAUGCUCAAAAUAAAGGAAAGUAUUUAGUAGAGGCUGAGAUGCAACUAUGGAUAGAGGGCGAUCAAACAGAAUAUGUUAUUAUGUAGAAACUGUAAGCCGUAAAAAAGUAAUUGUAUGAAAUCUACAAUCCCAAUUUAAUUAUAAAGGUAACAGAAUAGGAUAAAAUAAAAUUGUGGAACUAAUUUUUAGGCUAAGAAUUUGAAAAACAACAUAAUUUAAAAGAAUGCAUAACGAAGUAGAAUAAUAUUGAAUUGACCAUAGAAUUAAAUGGAAGAUAAAAUGCUAUUUUGGAAAAGUAACAGAAAAUUUUACAAUAUUUAGAGCAAUUUAAAUGUAUUAUAUUAUAUUGCUAAUGUGACAAAGAAGUAGCUCUUGUAUUACAGAGUAAGGAAUUUUAAUUUCAAAGAUUAUUAGUUAGUACAUUAAUAGAAAUUGCUUAAGAAUUUGGACAAUGUUUGAUUAAAAUGAUCGAAGUUAAUUAAAAAUUAUAAUUGGUAGUUGAAGUUUAUUACAAUCAAAUUUAAUACAAGCAAAUUGUUGUUAGCCAAAAAAUUUAAACCUUUUUUGAAAAUUUGGAAUAUUAAUAUGUUGAAUUUGACUUCAAAGAAUUUUUAAAUUUUAUAGAGAUGAAAGAGAUUUCAUUUUAGGAGACAUUCCAAGUUGUAGUAUCAAAGUUUGGUUAAUAACCAGGAACUUGGAUUGUUGGAAAAAGAGAGAGUUUAGAAGAAGUAAGUAGCUUUUUGUUUUAGUUUAAUUAAUCAAAACAAGAAGAUUAUGUUUCUGAUUCCAUUGAUUGUGAUAAUAAGCUGGUUUUUAAUAAGCUAAAAUAAUUAUAAUCACAGUAGGCAAAUCUUAAUGCUGGUGAUCGUAAUGUAAUAAUUAGUUUUCCUUAGGAAAACAAGAUUAUGAUUUAAGCACCUGAAAAAUUGAUUAAAUAAGCAAAAGAUAAAUUUGAUAAGUAAAUUAGGGAACUAAAAAGUUAAGUUAAAACUAAAAUUUGUGAUUUUUCUGACAAAGAAAUCAAAUUCAUAGACAAAAAUUUUUAAGCAUAAUUGGAAUAAUUAAAAAAGAAUAAUGAAAUACAACUUUUUAAGACAUCUCAAGUUCAAGUAUAAGAAAUAUAAAAUAGCUCCAUAGCAUGUACAUUGCUAUAUAAAAAUAAAAGUAUACAGAUAAUUUAUGCUGAUAUAUCUAAAAUUCAAUGUGAUGCAAUAGUAAAUUCUUGUAAUAGUAAAAUGUCUUUUGGUGAUCAUUUACAAUUGAGUGGUGUUGCCUAAAGUAUUUUCGAAAUGGGAGGGACUUAAUUUUAAUCAUUUUGUUCUGAUUACAUAAAAAAGUAUAAGGAAUUAUAAUAAGGAGUUGUGUGCACAUACAAAAUGCCUGCCCAAAGAUAAAUAAAGUAUAUAUUGAACGUAGCUACUCCUAUUUAUUCUAAAGGUGAUUAAACAGAUGAUGACUUGAAAAAGAUUGAAGAGAACAUCAAAGCAUUAUUCAAAGAAAUUAAGAACUUAGACAUAGAAACUGUAACCAUUCCUAUCUUCGGAGGAGGAGCAUGCGGUUACAGUUUUAAUUAGGCUGCAAUGGUGGUGCUGAAUACUACGAUAAAUCAAUUAUAUGCUGAGAAUAACUCAAUUAAAAAAAUUUACAUUGCAGAGUUGACUGAUGUUAAAAUCGACUAAUUGACUAAAAUACUUAAAUAGCUGUUAGAACCACCUUUAGCAUAGAGAGAAAUAUAAUAUUAAUGGUAAUGGUAAGAUCGUAGUAAAUUUAAAGAUUAUGAUGAUGAAGAGAUCAACAAAUAAAUAGAUGAAGCAUAUGAACAAUUUUUACUUACGGGCCAAGAGUAAAAUAUAUUAUUGAAGUUUCCAUACUCUAAAAAGCCUGGAACUCACUAGAUUGAUUUUCAGAAUAAAACUGUUACUGAUAUUUCUUUAUCGACAACAAAAGCUUUAAUCACAAAACUGGUCUCUAAUUCAAAAAAGUAUUUUUUCGGUUAUGAGUAGGUUGAUGAUUAGCUAAAUGAAUACAUAAUGAUCUAAGAAUUGAGCAAUGUGACCUAGUUUGAUAUCUUUUAUAAAUAACAUUAUGUAAUAAUUAAGCAAGGAGAAAUGUAUUAAAUGAAUUUAGAAACUCAAUACAAGAGAUAAAUACAGAAAACAAAAUACUAAACCAAGAAAGAUCCUUCAAAAUAAUAAUAUAAUUACUUAGUUGAUAAAUAGUAUUAGUUUUAAGUAACUCAAUAUCAGGUUUCGAAAUUGGUUAAAUAAAAAAACAAUUAUGGACAAUUUACAGUCUAAUCUUUUAAUGAUAAUCUCAAUGAAACCAUUAUCAAAUAAAUUAAAUAAUAUUUAUCAAGGGAGACAACGAAGCUAGAAAUUUAUAUUCCUAAUUUACAAGAGGAUGAAAUUGAAAAUAUCUAAAACUAAAUUUAAAAGACUGCUCUAUCUAGUGAAGGGAAAUUCCUUUCGGGAAAUAAAGUUAUAAUAGAGUUUUUUAAAAAAAAAUAUAGUCAAAUUUGUUAAAUUAUUGAGUAAUUUAAAAGUAGAGGAAAAUCGUAUCCUAAAGAAUGGAUCCCUUAAAAUGAAAAUUAUUUGAAAGUAGCUUUAAAAUCCGAUUCUGAAGAGUUCAAAAAUAUUUCAACUAUGUUUAAGAAAACUGAUAGUGGAACCAUUUAUGAGAUAUAUAGAAUUUAAAAUAAAUCAUUAUGGGAUAAUUACAUUAGUGAAAAAAAUAAAUUGAUUUAAAUAUAUUAAUAGAAUGGGGUUAUCUUGAGUUAAAUCGAAACUGAAAGGUACUUAUGGCAUGGAGUAAGAACAAAGCACCCUAAAAUUAUCUAUUCCGGUUUGAAGGAAGCAUUUGAUUACUCCUACAGUGAUGUUGGCUUAUGGGGAGUUGGUAUCUAUUUUGCUGAAAAGGCUAGCUAUUCUCGACAUUAUUCCUACAAAUUACAAAAGGCUGAUUAAUAAGGAGAAGGUAGGCAAGUAUUUUUAUGCUGUUUGAUAACAACUGGUAAAGUUUCGACAAUGCCAUAAGAUAAAAAUAUCAAAAGACCACCUUAAGGGUAUGAUUGUGUGUCAGGUUUAUCUAAUGAAGGUAAUAGUAAUAUAUUUGUUCUUUACUCAAUGGAUGUAAGAAGAGCAUAUCCAGCUUAUGAGAUUAUCUUUUCUUGA
Molecule: messenger RNA, 4617 nt
Organism: Paramecium tetraurelia
Lineage: Eukaryota; Ciliophora; Oligohymenophorea; Peniculida; Parameciidae
Exons: 3
Biological process (GO): negative regulation of gene expression
Cellular component (GO): nucleus; cytoplasm
Molecular function (GO): NAD+ poly-ADP-ribosyltransferase activity; transcription corepressor activity
Source: RefSeq, a predicted model, not a curated record